This is a messenger RNA of Penicillium odoratum, 642 nucleotides long. RefSeq lists its product as uncharacterized. The record is from RefSeq and is a predicted model, not a curated record. The transcript has a single exon. Lineage: Eukaryota; Fungi; Ascomycota; Eurotiomycetes; Eurotiales; Aspergillaceae. Bases 1 to 642 code for a protein of 213 amino acids.
AUGACAUCCAUUCCACUUCGAACCAGAGCACAAGCACUGCGUCUCCGCAACCUCCAAUCCCCACGUUUAAGCUCCAUCACACUUCCCCGGAUUCUAUCCACUCUGCCAACAAGAUACUUCCACCAAAGACCCCAAACAACCCCUAACCCAAUCCGCCCGCUUCAAAAACCACAGUACAUCACCCUCCAAAACUCCCGACGCCAACACAGCACCCGCGCUCCAACAGCUGACGCCCUAAUCGAAGAACUCCAAGAACUCUACGAAACAGCCAAAGACGAAUUUGAAAUCGCCACAGAAAGCACAGACGGUGCCACUAUCUACGCAGCCUCGGAUCGGGACUCGGCCCGCGACGCACUAAACGAGUUCUGCGCUACUUACUUCCUGUAUACAUCCCGACCGGGCGAGGAGGACACAGGUGUUGUUCUGCGGUCUGGGGAGGCGAUGAGUGGGACGAGAUUGAGGGAGGCGGAGGUUGUGUUGCUUGGGGGAGAGGGUGAGGAUGGACCUGUUGUUGAUACGGCGUUUGACCCGUCGAGUGUGGAGGUGGAUGUUAGGGAGGAGGUUCGGAGGAGGAUUGGGCAGAGGGUUAGGGAGUUGAGGAAUGCUGUUGAGCUUUUGGAGGAGAGGGCCCAUGAGGAGUGA